Molecule: messenger RNA, 702 nt
Organism: Kwoniella mangroviensis CBS 8507
Lineage: Eukaryota; Fungi; Basidiomycota; Tremellomycetes; Tremellales; Cryptococcaceae
Exons: 2
Coding region: 1-702 (233 amino acids)
Source: RefSeq, a predicted model, not a curated record
AUGAUGCCUUUCAGUCCUUGGGUCAACGAUACCGAAAGCAUGGUCAGAGAUUAUGUGGAGAAAGAGACCAAUGGGAACAGACAGACCGGACCCGGGGACAAUGAGCUGGCUCAUUUUGAGAGGUGGGCUAAGAACGACGACUUUAAGAAGGUGAUAAUGGAUGUGCUUAAGGCUAGAUUGGAGUUAGAUUGGCCUCACAACUAUAAAGCAUUAACGAUAUUAGGUAAAAUGCCUGAAGGAGAACUGGAGGGAUUAGUAGAGAAGUUGGGGAAAUUAGCGGAUUCAGCCCAAACGGUUGAAGGAUUCAGAUUCAUAAAAGAGUUAGCAAAGCCUCUGCAUGAGAAAGCGAAAGCAGCUCUUGCUAAAAAGGAAGAAGAAGAAAUGAAGAAGAAGCAAGCUGGUAUUCAAGCGAUGUGGGGAGGAUUAUGGGCGAAUGACGGAUACAUCGCUCCCACAUUACAAUACGGUGGAUAUAUGGGUUGGCCUUACCCAUACAAGGCCCCUCCUGGAAUAGCAAGAGCUGCUAUGGCAGAAUGGCCCGGUAAGCCUCCUGACGGAUGGUCCCCGACGAAGAUAACAGCCUUGCCGCAGAUCUACCCCAUGUCGAGAACCGGUUAUUACGCUACCCAGCCUGAGCAGAAAGAUAUCCCUAAACCUCCAUCAAAUUGGACGGUGUAUGUGGGCAUAGGUCCUAAUCCGUGA